CCUGGCCCCGGAACUCAAGCUGAUGGAGCACAUGCCAAAAGGAACUCCGUCCCUUGAUCUCUCUGCCCGAUCCGCGAGAACUGCAAACUCUUAUCGCCAUGGGAGCUCGCGAGCAUGACGUCCUCGGUGAGCUCGAGCUCUCUGCCCGCUCAGCCUCCCAGGAUGCCCCCUUCUACCAAAUCCCCUCCCGAGUUGUCUCGGCGGUUGAGCACCCAAUGGUCGUGUUGGAUAGUGACAAGGCCAUGAAGACAUUUGGAAGUAGCUUCAACUUCCACACAAUUCUCGACCACGAGAGCGCCCAGCUGUCGGUGCCCUUGUAUCUGCGCUACGAUAACCCUGUCGUGCGGCCUAUAAUCUCCCACAAUGCUGCUUCUCACAACGUCCUGCUCAGGAUUGAUGUCCCUAGAAGGACUGGUAGGAAGCGCAAGCGUGGGAGCGAUGGACCUUGGCAGGAGCCCGACGAGGCAUCUUUAGACGCCCUACGUGAAUCUCAACGGCUUCAGGUUUACUCGCAGAAACGGCUAGACAGUCCUAGCUCCCUCAGGCGCAAGCUUCGGGAUAACGUGGGCAGGUACGAGGUCGAGGCUGUCGGCUUGAUCCGGAACACCCACCGGUACAGAGGCCUCGCCGACUUCCAGUACUCGACUGUCAACAGCCCUUUUAUGAACCAAGUUGUAGAUAAGAUUCUGCCGGGCGAUGUGGCGAUGCUACGACAGUUCGCCUUCAGGCCUGAGGUGGCACAGCCCCCAAACGUGGAGAUAAUACCUCCUCCCGUGUUCAGCCACAUGAGUCUGCCAUUUCAAUAUGGCUACUCGCAGAACCCUUACGUUCGCACCGUCGACGGCGCCGAAAAGACCAUCAACGUCCAAGCCCGCGUUCGCUCAGCUGGUUACUUUAUCUCCCACAACCGCUAUCCUGUGCCCGAUGCUCCCUCACGCCAACCUGACGCUACCGACCCGCAGAUGGCGGCUGUGGUGUCGGAGCUCCGUCUUGCCAUGGCUGAGCGUCCUCUUUGGACUCGCCGCUCCCUCACAAACCGCAUCAUGCGUGCGGCACCCUUCUCCGACAAUCUUAUCAAAACAGCGAUUCCGUAUGUGGCGUACCAGUUCAAGGCAGGGCCCUGGCGUGAUGCGAUGAUCCCUUACGGCCUAGACCCGCGGUCCGACCCCAAGUACCGAAUCUACCAGACCCUUUCGUUCAAGACCCGUCGUGCCGACGCCAACGCUGCCAGCCAACCCUGGGCCUCCCUCCGCCGCGCAGAGGCUGCUGCUGCGCGCCGUGCCGCCGAGCGCGUCUCCAUUAACCCGCUACCCGUCAACCCUGACAAUGGUGAGGCCGACGACGUGCCCUACGACCAGCAGCAUCGCGACACCCACAUCUUCGACGGCCACUCUUUCUACACGGACGGCAAGGUUUGGCAGGUGUGCGACAUCACGGAUCCGCUCCUUCGGGACCUCUUUGCGCGCGCGGCAGUGCGGCCCUCGUGCGAUGAUGCCGGCAGUGGCUGGUUCCACCGCGGGCUCUGGGCCAAGGCGCGCGCCGUCAUGAAGUGCAAGAUGCUGGCCAUCACAUUUGGCCGCGUCAUCGCCGAUGCCGAUUUCGCGGGCACCCUGGCCAUGGACGACGGCACCCCAGAGCCCACGCCGAGCGCGGGUACCAUCAUCGCCGGAACUGGCAAUGUCCGCCAUGCUCAUGUCAAUGUCCCCUUGCCCGACCUCGGUCUCACUGACGCCGAGCUCGCCGUUAUCCGUGGCCGUGACCAGAGCAGGUUCCACUCGAGCCUCAAAAAGCGUGUCAGGCGGAGUCAUGGAACGCAGUAUAGGAUUCCUGUGCUUACCAACAGCGGGCAGGAGAAGCAGAAACAGCAGCAGCAGCAACCGCAGCCGCAGCAGAUUCAGCAGGCUGGGGUCGAUGGCGGGGCAGCUGCCAGCGGAGUGGCUGGACAGACUCCAUCACUCACAGUGACAUCCCCGACGAUGGUGACCACCAAGUUGACCUCUGGGGUUGUGCGUUUUGAGGACACCCCCCUCCGCUCGGUCGAAGAUGUGAUCAACCAAGACGAUGACGAUGAAGACGAUGACGAAGACGAGAUUGAGGACGAAGAGGAGGGCGAAGGCGAGGGCGAGGGUGACGAUUUGGAUGGCGAGGAAGAUGAAGACGACGAUGAGGAAGGUGAGGAUGAGGACGACUUGGCCGAGGACACGUACUAUGAGGACGGCGGCAUCGCGAACGAGGCCGAAGUAUCAGCAGGUCCAAAAGCGGUUCCAGUCCAGAGGCAAAACGCUUCCCAGCUCACCGGCCCCAUAUCGGGCCGUGACGGCGACGACGGCGGCGAGAGCGAGGGCGAAGACUUUGACGACGAAAACGAUAUAUACGACGAUGAAGACGAAGACGGCUACAGCAACGACGACGGUGCCGUUUUCGGCGGUGAGUUCGCGAACAGCUAUGAAGAGGAGGGAGGGUUUAGCAGCGCCGAGGAGUACUAGGGUGGCACGGCCCGGAUCCAAAGCAGACUGUCGCCUUGUGGAGUUGCGGACAUAUCAGGAGUUUGCGGUGACUACUCGAAUACGCCUUUUUGUUCGGGGCAACGAUUUACGCUAGCCCAUGUCAAAUGACGGCGCUAUUGAUGUGAGCCGAUUGUAGUAGCACAAGGACAAGAAGAGACUGUGCUCGUUCCUAGCGAUAGCCUGGGAAAAUCAACGCUUUGCCAGUCACGCCAAACAGCACAUCACAUCCGCCACUCAACCUACCUGCCC
Molecule: messenger RNA, 2756 nt
Organism: Gaeumannomyces tritici R3-111a-1
Lineage: Eukaryota; Fungi; Ascomycota; Sordariomycetes; Magnaporthales; Magnaporthaceae
Product: transcription factor tau subunit sfc1
Exons: 3
Coding region: 99-2486 (795 amino acids)
Biological process (GO): transcription initiation at RNA polymerase III promoter
Cellular component (GO): transcription factor TFIIIC complex
Source: RefSeq, a predicted model, not a curated record